Oncorhynchus kisutch (coho salmon) is the source of this 4521-nucleotide messenger RNA. Its product is annotated as zinc finger protein 709-like. Gene Ontology annotation, biological process: regulation of transcription by RNA polymerase II. Lineage: Eukaryota; Metazoa; Chordata; Actinopteri; Salmoniformes; Salmonidae. The coding region runs from base 134 to 2863 and encodes 909 amino acids. The record is from RefSeq and is a predicted model, not a curated record. Gene Ontology annotation, molecular function: DNA-binding transcription repressor activity, RNA polymerase II-specific; RNA polymerase II cis-regulatory region sequence-specific DNA binding. The transcript is spliced from 2 exons. Gene Ontology annotation, cellular component: nucleoplasm.
CUAGCUAAGCUAAGUAGCCAGCUAACUUGCUAAACGGCUAACAAAGCAACGGUCACGUCCCAGGCUUCUUUGUAGACGGCUGCCAGAUCUCACAACGCCUGGUGACGUGUUUUAAAUAUCAGCUAAUGAGGACAUGAAGUUACAGAUGAGUGUUUUGAUGUGUACAUCUUUUUUUUACAGGUUCUCUAAAGUCCUGCCAUUGACUGCAUUGUCGUUGUUGCCACACGAGCAGGACAAUAUGAAUCCACUCAGUUCAGAGAAGGAAACGUUGAUUGAUGAAAUUGAACAGAGUUUAUUCACUUUAACCGUGGACAAUUUACGCUACCUGUGUGAACGUCAUGGCAAAGAUGGAUCUGAAAUUAAAGGGAUGAAUCAUCGCUUAUUAAGGCGUAAAGUCAUGGAGGAAAUGUGGGACAAUACGGAUUCAAUCAAAUCAGAGGAGCAGGGAAUGUCUUGGUUACUCCAUCUGAAAGAGGACAUCAGAAGGAUGCUGGAGGAUGCUAGUGGGGCACAAAUUAGUCCCAGCAAGUCCGAUGAUGAUGAUGCUAUCGACUAUGACGAAGAAUGCGACAAGGAGGACAUCGAUUGGUUGCCUAGCAAUGGACUGAAGGCGGAACACUUGAGUUCCAGCCAAUCCGAUGACGACGCUGCAGACUGCGACAAAGACUGGGACGUGGAGGACAAGGAUUGGUUGGCUAGCGAUGGGCUGGAGGCAGAGUCAGAUCCAGAGAGGCACACUCCAGAGCAGAGAGUAAGAGAGGAUUUCCAGGACAAGCCUCCCCCACCCCUCUCCCCUCGCCCAGAGUCUCCAGGUCAUGCCUUUCCCAGUAGUAUCUUACUGCAGAGUCAGAAGAGGGUGUCCGUGCGGCUGGUCGACUGCAGGAAGACACCGGGGCAGAGUAGCCAUAUAAUACACAAGACAACACAGACGGGAGAGAAACCCCACAGCUGGUCUAAUGCUGAACAACACAAAACCCUCUCAGGAGACAGGCCUGGCUCCCAUAUCUGUGAUCACUGUGGGAAGAAUUUUACCACAGCAAGAAGUCUACAACUACACCUACAGAACCUGAAGAGAUUCAGUGAUACCGUCACUGCAGAGAAACCACACGUGUGCUCUGAAUGCGGAAAGGGAUUCUCUCAGGCCUACAGUCUUAAGAUACAUUGGAGAACUCACACUGGGGAGAAACCGUACGUUUGUUAUCAGUGUGGGAAGGGUUUCACUGAAUCUGGAACCUUAAAGAGACACAUCAGAACUCACACGGGAGAGAAACCUUUCCACUGCCCUCGUUGUGGGAAGGACUUUAUUGAAUCUGGAGGCUUGAAGAAACACAUCAAAAGAGCUCACCCAGGAGAGGAGGUCGUUGUCCCUCAGAAGAGCGUCCAUACAGGAGAGAAACCUUACCAUUUCUCCUCUGACGACUGUGGGAUGAGCUUUGCUACCUCACGCGAACAGAGACUACAACAGAGAAAACACACAAGAGAGCUUCGCAGCACGCCUAACGCUAAGCAACGCAAGGAACCUCUCUCAGGAGAUGGCUCCCAUAUCUGUGAUCACUGUGGGAAGAAUUUUACCACAGCAAGAAGUCUAAAACUACACCUACAGUACCUGAAGAGAUACAGAGAUAACUUGACUGGAGAGAAACCACACGUGUGCUCUACAUGCGGAAAGGGAUUCAGUGAGGCUGGCAGUCUUAAGAGACACCUGAGAACUCACACUGGCGAGAAACCGUACGUCUGCCAUCAUUGUGGGAAGAACUACAAUGAUUCUGGAAACUUACAGAAACACAUCAGAACCCACACAGGUGAGAAACCUUACCACUGCUCGGAUUGUGGGAAGAAUUUCCGUGUAAAAAUAAGCCUUGUACAUCACCAGGAAAUUGUUCACACAGACCACCCUCACCGCUGUGGUCAAUGUAAGAAGAGUUUCAUAACUGCAGAAAGACUGGAAUCACACAUUAAGACACGACACCCGCCUAAUGAUCCUCUGAAGAACCCACAUGUGUGCUCUGAAUGUGGAAGGGGAUUCAGAUAUGCCGACAAUCUUAAAAUACACCUGAGAAUCCAUACCGGGGAGAAACCGUACGUCUGCCCUCGUUGCGGUAAGGAUUUUACCCAAUCAGGACUCUUACAGAGACACAUGAGAACUCACACGGGAGAGAAACCCUAUCACUGCUCAGUGUGCGGGAUGAAGUUUCGUCAUACAAUCUCGUUAAAGCAGCACCACCUGAAGAACCACAAGGGGGAGACACUGGGUCCAGUCCGUAUGCACCAAGGCCCUCUUCCAUGCCCCCACUGUGGGGAGAAGUUCUCUACCAAGGCUCUUCUGAAGGAUCACCUGCAGAAGACCCACAACAGCCGUGUCCACUGCCCACAGUGCGACAAGACCUUCUCCACUAAACGUAAUUUACUAGUCCACCAGAGGAAGCACACUGGAGAGAGGCCUUACCUUUGCCCUCAGUGUGGGAAGAGUUUCUCUCUGACAGGGAGUUUAAAACUUCAUCUCCGGAUUCAUGCGGGUGAGAAACCUUACUGCUGUACUUACUGUGACAAGAGCUUCACAAGUAAGAGCCACUGCACUCUUCACCUGCGAAUCCACACUGGAGAGAAACCGUACCAAUGCCCUGACUGCGGGAGGAGGUUUCGUGACGGGAAUGUCCUGAAAAACCACCGGCGGACCCACACAGGAGAGAAACCGUUCCAAUGCCGCUUGUGUGAUAAAGCCUUCGCCCAGUUGAGCAGUCUGAAGAAACAUCAGGAGACACACAGGCAAACUCAGCCUGUCUCUGUCCCAAGACUCCCUAAUCCCUACCUACCACCAAAUCAGCAUGUCCCUUAUCCCUACCCACAUCACACUCCAUUGUAACCUGGUUUACACCUGUCCAAUCCAUUAUAGGUGUGUUUACUACUUCAAGGAAACAAGAUGUGAAGCAUGUGUUUUUUAGGGGUGGUAUAUUUGAUGUUGUAAUUGUUUUUAAUGGAGACAGGUUAGAAGUAGAGGGGGAGACAGAUGAGGAGGGAAGACAGUGAAGAGUAGAUGCAGGGAUUGAACCCUGGUCUCCAUUGGGGAGGCUGAGGCAUACAUAGAGUAUCCAGCUGUGCUACCACAAGACUACAUGUACUAGAGCUGGGACAUUAAACCCAGAAUGAUCUACAGCGAACAUACCAAUCACUUAUUGCAGGGCGUUUUGCUCUGUCAUUCAUUACGAUAAAUGUUGUAAUUUUUUAAAAUUUCACCUUUAUUUAACCUUUUUUUAACUAGGCAAGUCAGUUAGGAGCAAAUUCUUAUUUUCAAUGACAGCCUAGGAACAGUAGGUUAACUGCCUGUUCAGGGGCAGAACGACAGAACAGCGUUUUGCUCUGUCAUUCAUUACGAUAAAUGUUGUAAUUUUGUCAGCUCGGGGAUUUGAACUAGCAACCUUUCGGUUAUGAGUCCAACGCUCUAACCACUAGGCUACCCUGCUGCCCCAAAUAACCCUAUACACUAGAACGUUUCAAAUGAAACAAGUUUGUUAAUAUGGCUGAUUGUUCAUGGGACAAUUCAUGGCUAGAACCAUCCAACUAGUAGUAGUAUUUUUAAAAGGAUAAUUGAUUAAUUACCGUGGUGCUCGUUGAUGUUAUAAAUGUAUUGUUCUGUAUGUCGUUAUCCACAUCAGUUCAGGCAAUUUAUGACGAUAUGGAGAUUUGUGACCAUAUCGCCCGCAGCUCUACUGUGCAUCUCUGUAAAGGUAUUGGAACAGAACCCUAGACUUAGAACCCCCCCCACACCCUUUACCUAUCACAUCCCGUUUGGCCCUGACCGUUCCGACAUGGAUCUAAACGCAGGGGAUUGUUACAAGCAUCGGGCUGAAGAGAGCUUCCACCAUUGGUCAAAUCCAUUCCAGAAUAGGAGAAUCUCAAUUUCUUCGCGUCGGCUUCUCAAAAACCCAUUGGAUGAGAAGGUCAGAGGUUCCCCAUCCGCUCUGACUUUCUUAUCCAAUGGGUUUUGAGAAGGAGGCGAGGAGAGAGGACGCGAGGAAUCAAAGGCAAUUGAAGAUUCUCCCAAAGUGUUCAAAUUUGUCACACUUGUGGAGAAUCGGGACACCCGCCCAUGAAGUAGAACUCGAUACAACUGACCUCCUGUCACUGGACAAAGUAUUGGAUCAGUUCCAGGUUCUGAUUCCAGGUUCUGAUUCCAGGUUCUGAAAGGCUCGUCUUCAAACAUUCUAAAUGACUCCAUAGAAUUCCAUAGCAGUGUUUCCUGUAUAUAUAUAUUACUGGGAAAGGUAUUGCACUUUGUCUGUUUCAAACAUAAAUUAUUUUACUCUGAUCACAUUCUUGCCUAGGAGUUUUUUUGUAUGAACGGGUUGACAGUCAAAUCAAAUUGUAUUGGUCACAGACACAGUUCACAGCAGGUAUAAAAGAUGCAGGGAAAUGUGAAUGUGCUAGUUCCCUCCACAAUACAGUACAUAACAACAAUAAGAGUCCAGUCAAUAACAAGUAGUAGUAGAGGUAGUAUGGGUAGUAGUAGUAGUAUGGGUAGUA